This is a messenger RNA of Thunnus maccoyii (southern bluefin tuna), 4178 nucleotides long. RefSeq names its product GTPase IMAP family member 8-like. NCBI's taxonomy places the organism in Eukaryota, Metazoa, Chordata, Actinopteri, Scombriformes, Scombridae. The transcript is spliced from 9 exons. The coding region runs from base 260 to 3784 and encodes 1174 amino acids. Gene Ontology annotation, molecular function: GTP binding. The record is from RefSeq and is a predicted model, not a curated record.
UGUUGAGAUAUCUGCAGGAAGUCUUAAACUGAGUUUCACUUUCGAUUCUUGACUGAUGUCGCAGCAAGAAUUUCACCGAGGAAAGAAAAGCAGAAAAGACACAAACUGACAUCAGUGACCGAAAAUUCAACAUCAUCAGCUGAAUCAGUCUCUGAUGUUUCCAGCAGAGUAAAUUAUGGGGACUGAAGGAUCUGAGUUUUAAAAGCAGACCACUGGUCUUCAGCUGAGCUUCUUCUGGUGUUUCCAGCACAGUGACAGGAUGGCAGCUGCUGCAGCAUCUGAAGGAAACAAAGGGAGACCUCUGAGCCACAGCAGCAGCAAUCAGUGGCUGCCCCCUAACAUGUCUGAGCUGAGGGUUGUUCUGCUGGGGAACAGCUGGUCUGAGAGGAGUUCAGUGGGGAACUUCAUCCUAGGAAAGACUGAGUUCAACACUGAGGAAGAACCAGACUGCUGUCUGAGAGUCAGAGGACAGUUGAAGGAGAAAGAAAUAGUUCUCAUCAACACCCCAGAUCUGCUGCUUCCAAGCAUCUCUGAAGACAAACUAAGAAAACAUGUAGAAAACUGUGUGAGUCUCUCUGAUCCUGGACCUCAUGUGUUCCUGCUGGUUCUACAGCCUGAAGACUUCACUGAGGAUCACAAGAAGAGGUUACAAUCAAUCCUUGAAUGCCUCAGUGAUCAAUCAUUUAAUCAUUCACUGAUACUGAUAUCAACACCCAGAGAGCAGAGUUCAGGUUUCAUGGAGGAAUAUAUGAAACAUCCACAGUUAGGAGACUUAAUCAGAAAAUGUAGAUCCAAGUUGUUUUGGCAGAAGAACAUUGAACAUUCAGAGCUGUUAAGGAUCAUGGACCAAAUUGUGAAGGAAAGUGAUGGAGAUCAUGUGAGCUGUGACAUAUUUAAAGAAGCAACAUCUGUUUUACCAAGUAGUCAUGGAAACCUGAAACAAGAGGAAGCAUCUGGAGUCAACUCUGAUCCUGAUAGAGCUACUGGGUUCAGACCUCAUACAUCACAAACUCCAUCACCACCUGAACGUACAGUCAACCAGUUCUCUACACUGAGGAUUGUGCUGGUGGGGAAAAGUGAAGACAAAAAGAAAAAACUUGGAAACUUCAUCACUGAAAAUCAGGAUUUUCAUUUCCCAAAAAAAACAAUAUUCAAACACUGUGUUGCCACCUGUGGAGAGUGGAGAGGAAAAUCAUUGACUGUGGUAAAAACUCCAGACAUCUUCAGUCUGUCUGAGCAGAAACUGAGAGAAGAAGUGAUGAGGUGCAUAAAUCUUUGCUUCCCAGGACCAAAUGUUCUGCUGCUGUUAGUGAAGACUUCUGAGUUUAAGGAAGAGGACAAACAAAGACUGAAGUUCAUCCUGAGUUUGUUUGGUCAAGAUGCUUUUAAACACUCCAUGGUCAUCAUCACACACAAGGAGAAUGCAACAAGUUUCAAUGUGAAUCAGCUGAUUGAAGACUGUGGAGGAAGACACCACAACAUGUUUGAAGAAGACCACAGACAGUUAAUGGAGAGGAUUGAGAACAUUGUUCAUCGAAACAAAGGAACCUUCCUCACCUUCACUGAAGAGACCAUUAAACCAGUUUUAAACCUGGUUCUGUGUGGGAGGAGAGGAGCAGUGAAGACUUCAGCAGUAAAGGCCAUUUUAGGUCAGACAGAGCUUCAUCCAGUCUCCAACUCAUCAGAGUGUGUUAAACAUCAGGGAGAGGUGUGUGGACGUUGGGUUGACCUGGUGGAGCUGCCUGCCUUGUAUGGAAAACCUCAGGAGGCAGUGAUGGAGGAAUCAUUCAGGUGUAUCUCCCUCUGUGAUCCUGAGGGCGUCCAUGCCUUCAUCCUGGUCCUACCUGUGGAUCCCCUCACUGAUGAAGACAAGGGAGAGUUAAAGACCAUCCAGAACACACUCAGCUCUCCAGUCAAUGACUUCACCAUGAUUCUGUUCACUGUGGAGUCAGAUCCUACAGCUCCAGCUGUUGUUGACUUUGUAAGAAAGAAGAGAGACAUCCAGGAGCUCAUUCAGAGCUGUGGAGGAAGACAUGUUGUUCUCAACAUCAAGAACAAGCAGCAGAUCUCUGAGAUGUUGGAUACUGUGGAGAAGAUGAGACAAUCUAAAGAUAAACCAUGUUGCUAUACAACUGAAACAUUUGCACAUGCCCAAAUGGAAAAGAUCAACAUGCUACAGACUGAACUUACACAACUUCAAACAAAAAGCAUGGUCACCUGUGAUGAUGAGAAUCAGAGCUCAGAGAGUCUCAGAAUUGUGCUGAUAGGGAAGACUGGCUGUGGAAAGAGCUCUUCAGGAAACACCAUUCUGGGAAGAAAAGAGUUUAAAGCUGAAUCAAGCCAAACAUCAAUCACCAAACGUUGUCAGAAAGCAAAGAGUGAAGUAGAUGGUCGUCCUGUCGUUGUGGUCGACACUCCUGGUCUGUUUGACACAAACUUGUCCCAUGAAGAGGUUAAUGAGGAGAUGGUGAAAUGCAUCAGUCUUCUGGCUCCAGGACCACAUGUCUUCCUGUUGGUGUUACAGAUUGGCAGAUUAACACAAGAAGAGAAGGAGACAAUAAAACUCAUCAAGGAAGGUUUUGGGAAGAAUUCAGAAAAAUUCACCAUCAUUCUUUUAACUGGAGGAGAUAACCUGGAGGAUGACAACCUGUCCAUUGAGGAUUACAUUAAAGAGAAAUGUGAUGAAUCCUUUAAGAAGCUGAUUGCUGACUGUGGAGGAAGAUACCAUGUGUUUAAUAACCGUGAAAAACAAAACCGCACACAAGUCAGUGAGCUGAUAAACAAGAUUGACUCCAUGGUGAAGAAAAAUGGCGGCAGCUGCUACACCAAUGAGAUGCUGCAAGAGGCCGAGGCAGCAAUAAAGAAGGAAGUGGAGAAGAUCCUGAAGGAGAAGGAAGAAGAGAUAAAGAGAGAGAGGGAGGAACUUGGAAGAAAACAUGAAGAAGAAAUGAAGGCAAUGAAAAGAAGAAUAGAAAAACAGAGAACAGAAAUUGAACAGGAGAGACAACUGAGAACAAAACAGCUAAAGGAAAUGGAGGAAAAAAUUAAGAAGGAGUGUGAACAGAGAAAGAAAGAUCAGGAAAAAAGAGAGGAGGAAAUGCAAGAAAGGAAAAGUCAAGAAGAAAUUGAGCGUCAAGAGUGGGAACAAAAACUUGAAACUCUGGAGGAAAAAAUUAAAUCAGACUCAGAGUCAAAGGAAAACACUGACAGAAAGUUGAAGCAGAUUAGAAAAGAGAUGAGAAAAAAACAACUGGCUUGGGAAAUGGAACGAAAGGAGUUUUGGGACAAACAACAUCGAGAAGAAGGAAAAAGACGACAGGAGGAACAAAUAAUACUUGUACGGCUCCAAGAAGAAUAUGAGAGGGAAAAAGAAAAAUAUGAAAACAAAAGAAAAGAACAAGAUCGAUUCAGAAGAGAACAGGAGGAGAAAGAGAAACAAGAAUUAAAGGAAAAGUAUAAGAAGAAAAUGGAGGAAAUGAGGAAGAAAUAUGAAGAGGAGGCCAGAAAACAAGCUGAAGAACUUAAUGAAUUUAGAGAGAAAUACACCAAGGACUUCGAAGCUCUGAUAGAAAAGUAUGACGAGGAGCUGAAGGAUGUGAGGCAAAGAUAUGAGAUGUUAAUGAGAGAGAAAAAGGAACACAAAAAUGAGUUCACUCUUUUGCAAAACCUCUCCAGCCACAAAGAAGAAAGUCUAAAAGAAGAAUUGAAGGAACUGCAGAAAAAGCAGGAGGAACAGAUGAAAUACUUAAAAAAGAAAUACAAGAACAAGUGCAUCAUUUCAUGAUGAUGCUACAUUAUUUAUUUAAUGAAAGGAGCACAGAAUAUUCAAGGAAAAUUGAGCUGUAUAGACUUCUGCCUGCUGACUCAGGUUACUAAUAUUUGAUUGGCCACAUUGAUCCAAAUGCAGUUGAUCAUAAUGGCUUACUCCAGACAGUUCACUGUGUGUCACAUUAAAAUGCAACUUCCAAUUAUAGCCUGGACCAAUCAUAAAGGAACAGCUGAAAUAAUAUUCAUAAGAGCACUGACUGAAACAGCUGUAGUGACAAGAGCAAGCAUGUUCAAGAGAAACUGAACUGGCUUUAAAGGUUUGCCUGACAUUAUCUUUGAGCAGUUUAAUAAUGUAAAUAUUAAAUAGAAUGUCACCUUGUUUCCCUACACUACCCAAUUCAUAAAUAUUA